Messenger RNA from Betta splendens (Siamese fighting fish), 648 nucleotides. It is a transcript of the gene pts, whose product is annotated as 6-pyruvoyltetrahydropterin synthase. Gene Ontology annotation, biological process: tetrahydrobiopterin biosynthetic process. Gene Ontology annotation, molecular function: 6-pyruvoyltetrahydropterin synthase activity. Bases 129 to 575 code for a protein of 148 amino acids. The record is from RefSeq and is a predicted model, not a curated record. The transcript has 6 exons. NCBI's taxonomy places the organism in Eukaryota, Metazoa, Chordata, Actinopteri, Anabantiformes, Osphronemidae. Gene Ontology annotation, cellular component: mitochondrion.
AUUUGAGCCAAUGAUCGCGCGGCGAGUCACGGGGCCCGCGGCUCUGGAAGCAGGCUAUUUCAUCGGCGCUCUUUGCGGACGGAUGACAGGCGGACUAGUCCCCGUCCUGCCGCUUCCAGGUACCGAGCAUGGCCGGCUCCUCCGAGAACGACGUCGCGACGGAGCGAAUCGGAUACAUCACCCGCGUCCAGAGCUUCAGCGCCUGCCACCGGCUCCACAGUAUUCACCUGAGCGAUGAGGAUAAUAAAGACGUCUAUGGAAAAUGCAAUAACCCCUAUGGUCACGGCCACAACUACAAAGUGGAGGUGACGGUGCGAGGAAAGAUCGACCGUCUCACGGGCAUGGUCAUGAACCUGACAGACUUGAAGAAAUGCAUUGAGGAUGUCAUUAUGGUUCCACUGGACCAUAAAAAUCUGGACAAAGAUGUCCCAUACUUUGCCAACGUUGUCAGCACAACUGAGAACUUGGCCGUUUACAUCUGGGACAACAUGGUCAAGGCCAUGCCGCCCAAUAUGCUGUACGAGAUAAAAAUCCACGAGACCGAUAAAAACAUUGUAAUAUAUCGAGGAGAGUAGAGUAGACACAAUGUGAUGAGCAUGUAAUGUGAUACUGUUACAAUAAAUGAAAAGCUUGUUUUGUGAAAUACAA